CCCGAUAUAUAAUAAUAUAUUUACCUAAUGUAACAUCAUCAAAUUAUACAAAUUAUCUCGCAAGUCGCAACACUCAUUUCGGGUACCCUACUCAACAAUCAGACAGCAAGCUUGCCUCGCUCAUCCAACUCUCUUCUUUCUUCUCGCUAGCUAGGUAGAAAUGAGCCAAUUACAAGAUUCGAUGGCCCUCAAGCGGAAAAGAGGGAGCCAAGGUCCAGGGACUCAAUCUCUGGGAGAAACUGAUCGAAAUAUCCUUGCUCUUGUCCGAGGAAAAGAGGAUCUUGGUAUCUCGAUUGCAGAAUUAAGACGAGCUAGCAAUCUACCAGCUAAUCAGCUUAAUAAAGCGAUUAAAACACUCAUUACGGGUCAAUUGAUUAAGGAGGUUCCUAACAUCAAAUACAAAGGCGGGAAGCAUUAUAUGGGUGCAGAGUUUGAACCGUCAAAGGAACUCACAGGCGGGGAGUGGUAUGCUGAUGGGAAGCUUAACCAAGAUUUGAUAGAAUUUCUGAAAAGUACUUGCAAGAAGAUAGUUGCUAAGCUGAAGGUUGCUACUGCAAAAGGAGUUCACGAGUUUUUUGUCAAGUACAAGGUAUUCAAGGAAGAUGUUAGCGGUCAACAAAUUGCACAAAUUUUGAAUUCAAUGGUUUUGGAUAAUGAAAUUUUGGAGGUGAAAAGCAAUGGCUUGGCAGAAUAUCAUUCUAUUCCUGUUGGAGAAGUUUGUUAUAGAUGUGCUCCUGGGGGAGGGCUUGGAGAGGCUGCGAAAAAUGGUGCUAUGGUUUCAAUCCCAUGUGGUGUUUGUCCCCGUAUCAAUAUCUGCACACCUGACGGGGUCAUCUCCCCUACUACUUGUGUCUACUACACAAAGUGGUUAGAUUUCUGAUAGAUGCAUGUCUCGUAAUUUUAUUAUCAGAUUUACUAAUAUCAAGAGAAGUGCAAAUUACAAUAGAUUUUUGUUGUUGAGA
Daucus carota subsp. sativus is the source of this 962-nucleotide messenger RNA. RefSeq lists its product as uncharacterized. NCBI's taxonomy places the organism in Eukaryota, Viridiplantae, Streptophyta, Magnoliopsida, Apiales, Apiaceae. Gene Ontology annotation, cellular component: RNA polymerase III complex. The transcript has 2 exons. The record is from RefSeq and is a predicted model, not a curated record. Bases 161 to 880 code for a protein of 239 amino acids. Gene Ontology annotation, biological process: transcription by RNA polymerase III.